GGUGCUUCCUCCUCUCCCAUUGUCUGUAUAGCAUCAGCAGCACAGUGAGUUAAUGCAGAAUUCCAGCCCUGCUCUCUGCAGCCAGCACCCCCUCCCUCCCCGUGUCUGUGCUCCCCUCCGAAGCAUCGAUGUGAUUAUCCCCCCUCUCCCUCCCUGGCCAGGGCUUUGCAGCUGUCUCUGUUUUGGGGAAGGAGGUAUCAUCAUCAUCAGCCUGAGAAGCAGGGAGACUCCAGACAUCACACUGCAAACCAAGGUGCAACCAGCCUGGUUCUCUGCUGACAAAUGGAUUUCCCUCUGCCGGACUUCCCUUAUGAGCCUGCCUUUCUGAGAGAGUUCCUACGCAAUUCUUCCCUAAAUGGGAGUUUCUUCAAUGGGACUGGAGACAGGUUCCUGCCACUGGGCAUCCAGGUCACCAUAGUGGUGGUAUACCUGAUUGUCUGUGUGGUGGGCCUUGUGGGCAACUGUGCGGUGAUGUACGUCAUUGUUAGGUAUACCAAGAUGAAAACCGCUACCAACAUCUAUAUCUUCAACCUGGCCUUGGCCGAUGCCUUAGUGUUAAUAACACUACCAUUCCAAGGCACAGACAUUAUCAUGGGAAUCUGGCCCUUUGGAAAUGCCCUUUGUAAGAUUGCCAUCGCUAUUGACUACUACAACAUGUUCACCAGCACCUUCACCCUGACCAUGAUGAGUGUGGACCGGUACAUUGCCAUCUGUCAUCCUGUAAAAGCCCUUGACAUCCGUACUCCUCACAAAGCAAAAGUAGUCAAUGUCUGCAUCUGGAUUCUAGCCUCCUGUAUCGGAAUCCCUGUAAUGGUCAUGGGGUCGGCAGAGAUGGACAAUGAGGAUAUCGAGUGCAUGGUGCAGCUCCCUGAUCCAGAACAUUAUUGGGAACCAGUCUUUGGUACUUGUGUUUUUCUCUUUUCAUUUGUGAUACCUGUUCUUAUCAUCACCAUCUGCUACAGCUUGAUGAUCCGGAGGCUGAAAAAAGUCAGAGUCUUGUCUGGGUCAAGGGAAAAAGAUCGAAACCUUCGUCGCAUCACACGGCUGGUUCUGGUGGUGGUAGCUGUGUUUAUUAUUUGCUGGACCCCCAUUCAGAUUUAUGUGCUGGUACAGAGCCUUGGAGCCAAGCCCAACAGUGACAUCAAGGUGGUCAUCCUUCAUUUCUGCAUUGCCUUGGGCUACAUCAACAGCAGUCUCAACCCUGUUCUCUACGCCUUCUUAGAUGAGAACUUCAAAGCAUGCUUCAAGAAGUUCUGUUUUCCUUCCGCAUUCCGUACCGAGCUGCAGAUGUCCAACCGCAUGUGCAGCAUUGCCAAAGAUGUUGCCUAUGCCUGCAAGAACUCAGAUGGCCCGAAUAAUCCGGCAUGACUAGGCAUGGAACUGCCCAUGUUGGGCGGGGAAACAGACCAAGUGGGGACUAAUCCACAAGCAGAACUGACGCAAAUCACUGCUUUGUGACCAAGAUGAUGGAGGUGUACCGAGAAACACCUCCUUAUGGAUGCAAUUCAUGUAUACAAUGGAAAUACAGUGAAAAUCCAUUGGUUGUUUAAUAUGGAAUUUGACCAAUUCUGGUAAAAACGGAACAUUCAUGCUCGGUUCAGCUAAAGUUCUGCCGAUGUAAGUCUUAUUACUAGAGACACAAAAUAAGGGAAAACUCAUCAGCUCUGCAACCUUCUUGUUGAAACUGAAAUCUUCUUCAACUUUCCUUAUCUAUAAUCUGUACAGAAAUCAAAGAUUUUUCUAGAGUUUUUAAGUUAUUUAGCUCCAGAGGAGCAGAAAUCACCCAAGGGGAUUUGUUUCCCUAUGUACAGCCUAUAAUUUCUAUAUACCGUAUGUGCAUAGAAUUGUCAUAGUGUAUUAUAGUUUUAAAUUGCACAUGCACCUGUCAUUGUCUAAAACUGGAAGAUAUAUGACCAAAGCAAGGUUCUUAUGUCUCAACAGAGAUCUGUCCGAUUUAUUUUCUACAGACUGUCUAAGAAUUGUCUAUGAAUGAUGAGUUCUGGCCAAAUAUGGUCAUGAAGAUAACAUAUUUGAGAUAUUUGAGAAUACCAGAGACCUCGAUUCAUCCUUGUGGAUAAUGUCCUGUAUGACUUGUCCACUACAACUUGGUGAUAUAGUUCCCUUCUCAGGCAUCUGAACUCUUUAUAUCAGAUGGACUUUUUAAUGUUUCUCCAACAAGACUCACGUCAUUGGUGACAAGCCGAUCAUGUCUAAGAAGGCACAACUUUCUGCAGGACUAGACAGCUGCAUUCUACGCAGCUGGAUGAACAAAUGUUUUUACUUCAGAACUUACAGUCCAAACUACAGACAAAAAAGUUCCUUACAGCUUCUGUCAGUUGCGCGGAUAGGAUUUUCCGUGGACACUGGGUAUGGGUCUUUGCCCAUGUACUCAUCUGUAUCCGAUUAUUGAGAAGGUUACACUCAAGCAGCCUUAACUCUUCUCCUGACAAGUGUUGCCCUUAUCUAAAGCCUUUCAGAUUUCUAUAUAUAGAUACAUUUAGAUGUAUAUACUCUAUGUAAACAUACAUAAGAUUAUAUAUAUAUAUAUAUAUAUAUAUAUAUAUAUAUAUAUUCACUCACAUACAUUUUUGAAGCCUCAAAAUUAUAAGCCUUUCUUCACUGGGGAUCUGCUGAACUUUGCUCCAGGAAGCAAGGAAUCUAAAAAAAACUGCUGUAGCCAAAGGCAAAUGGUGACUGUAAGAGUAAUGACUUCAUAGUAUCUAGAAACAGCCCAUGUGUAGGGCUUCUGACAUAGGGCGCAAUGCCAGCCUAUGUGAACAAACGGAGUCCAUCAAGUGAAGAAAAGAGUGUCCUUUGGACUGAAGGACAGCAUAGAGAAGCACUUGACUUUUUAAAUGUAGCCGUGAUAUUUUAUUUUGUGCCCUACAAGAUGCUGUAUUGACCAAGAUCCGAUGCCCGCUGAGAGUGCCCUUUGCAUGAUCAUGCUAGACUGAAAAAGUAAGGUGACACAAAAAGUGCACAGAAUCUUAUCCUCUGCUGGUUCUAAGUACUUAUGGAGAUGUAGAACAUUUUAAUGGUUAGGACCUCCGUAUCUAUUUCUGGACUUGGAAAAGGGAGUUGCAUGAUCAGGAGCAUAGGACGAAGGAGUUUGUAUGUGUAGUGCGUGUUUACGGGCCACUUGCAGACCUCAAUUUUAGUGUUGGUUGAAUGAUUUUGGAUGGUGUGAAUGGAUGCCUUCAAUAUGUUUGUUAGAAUUAUUUUAUAAUGGGUUCAAUUGUGGGCAAUCUAAGUGAUAAAUUGGUGCAGUACUAUGUCCCAAGUAGCUUAGUUGUGAUCCAUGUUGUGAUCCAUGUGGAGGAUAAACCUUUUUUCAUUAAUAACUCAGUUUGUGGCUAAAAUAUGGCCCUGCCCGGUCUGUGGUUUUAAUUUCAUUCUGAAUUUUCAAAAAAAUGUCACUGCAUUUGGAUGAGUAUUCUCAAUAAGUAUUGUCAAAAGACAUCUUAUUUUCCAAAGUGACCAUGAUUGAGCCCAUCUUAGGACCAACAUACUACAUUAGUGUACCCAUAUACAGUAUUAUACGAGGCAGAAACUUUUACAUUCAGAGUCCUCUCAAUCACUUAGUGAAGUCUCUUAGUGAAUUAAUGGGCAUCAUGUAUUGUAUAAAAUGACUGCCUGAUGCCAAUAGCUAUUGGGGUGGCAGAGACAUACAGUCCUGCAUUUAUCAUUGUGUUUACCCUUUUUUCCGUCUAUAUUUGGAGCUAUUUUGGCGCAUGUGUCCUUUUUUGCACCUUUUUUUGCACCUUUUGGUUUACACAUUUCUGCUGAUUUUGAGUUGCAAUCCACUGAUUUUGGCAACAUGCAUGACAUGGACAGGUUUUAUCAACUGCGCCUUUUUGUGAAAAGGCCCAAAAAAGGUGCACCACCAAAAAGGUGCAAAACCGCCAAAAAUCUACACCAGCCUAGACUUAGCUUAGCUUUUCGGUGUAUGUGAAGAGAGAAAUUUCAGAAAAUGUGACCUGCACAAAAUUUAUCAAAUGCUCUGUGACCAUUUCAUAAAUUUGGUGCUCCUACACAUCACAGCUCACAAAAAAUGGUGUAGAAAAAUGCUUCACUUACACCUACAAUGAUAAAUGCCCCCCCCCACCUCAGUAUAUCUAGGAACCCCUAAUUACACAAUGAUAUAAUCAUGCCCAAUAGCAGGCAUAUGAUAUUGUAUAUAGCUCCGUUAUAAUGUGACAGUGUCCUAAAUGGAUGCAUGGCAUUUGCAAUUAACUGGGGGUCCAGGUAUAGGUGUUUCUAUUGUAAAGCUGGCAAUAAGUACUUUUUUUUAUGAGAUGAUUGGCUUAGAGUAACCCAGCAAAUUGUGCCACAGGUAGGUGUCCAGGGAGACAGAGAGCAGCACAUUAUUCCAAUGUCUGAUCAUAUAAGUUAAUGUGGCCAUUGUAAAGCCCAGGGCUGUAUCUGUUGCCUCCUCAGUUUGUGCAGUGUCUUAUGCAUCCUUUGGAAGUGUGAAAUUGUGGUAUAUGAUUCGUAAUGAAAUGAAAAUCAUGACUAGAAGGGGAACAGUGCAAUCUGCUUGCAGGAGUGCCUUAUUGCUAACUCUAUUGUUAUUCUAGUUGUGUUUCCGUAUGGUGUGGACUGGUUUCGAUGAAUGGCUCCCGUGUGGAUGUCUCUCAGUGGGCAGCAUUGGAUCUUAAUGGUUCCUCUUUUUUGUGACCUCCCACCUCCUGUACAGAUUCCCUCUGCUUGCUCCAAUGUUUUCUGUGACUUUUACAUGCUGCUUUGCGGGAUGCAGGUUCAUGUCCCACAUAAUCUUCGUGCUAGCAGAACGACUCAUUGAAUGUCUGCCUGGAACGCGGCCAGUUCCGGGCUCCCUCACUUACCUGUACAGAAAUGCUUUUGUCUUCACUGACUUUGUGCUCAAAUUUUGCAGCAAGAUCUAUCUCACGUUAUGAGGCAAUUACUGGGAAAGCCAAUUCAUUCACCCGAGGAAUGUAAAGUCAUUGUGAAAUGGGUCCUACAUGAAGAUAGCACUGAGGACCUCUACAGAACCCUCCGACCACCUGACAGCUCCAGGAGAUUCCUAUAUACUUAAAGAGCAUCUCCAGUCAAAUAUAAAAAUUCUCCAACCUCUUCAGUUCCUUAAUUUGGUCUAUACAGGGGAAUUUUAACGAUAAUUACAUCCUUGGCCACAGGGGGCAGUAUUGUAAUUGUUAUAUUUUUGCUCAUUGUAGCAGUAUUAUAGUAGUACUGUUAUUAUCCACAGGAGGCAGCCAUCAUUUGACUUACCUGAUGUAGAAUUGUGCAGUUGUCACCUAAUUUCUCCUCCAUGACCUCCAAUGAGGCCACGGAAAGGCUCCUCCCUGCAUAAAGAGAAUAUGAAAAGGUGCAGCACCCUGUGGCCCGGUGGGAGGGCCCUGCAAAGAUCCUUUAUAAAAAAAAAAAAUCUAUGUUGCACAGUUUUUAUAUUUUUACCAGAAAAAAAUUCUAUGUAUCAGUGAUUUUAAGAUGUGUGACUGGAAUUGUUCUUUAAUGUAGAUAUUAGACUAUAUAUAUGCUCACUAUCAAAAAGGUAAAUAUAUGUGAUGUUUUACAUUCCUAGCACAUCUCCAUUACACGCUUGUGAAUUGUCAGGGUGUUUUCCAAUGAUUAUUCCUUGUGCAUCAUCAUUUUGCUUUCAUUGGUUUAGGUGACAUCCAUUGUACUGCCAUGAUCCCUUCACUUUAUAUCUAUGACAGCAGAUAAACCUUAAACCAGUUACAGAAAUAAACAUAGUUGCUUUCUUCCACAACAGCGCCAAACCUGCCCUCAGGUUGUGUGUGGUAUUACAAUUAAAUGGAACUGAGCUGCAAUACCGCACACAAACUAUAGACACACGUGGUGCUGUUUUUGGAAGAAAACAGCUAUGUUUAUCUAAUCCUGGAUAAUCUCUUUAAAUAUGAUGUUACUGAAUGGUAAAAGGACAGCAGUUGGUUCCCGGCACAUCAGGAUUAAUGUUUAAAGGCUAAAGAAGUGAGAAAACCGGUCAUUUCAGUCACUCCUUAAAAUGGUAUAAUUGCUCAACAUGUGGUAACACGCUCAGCAUGCCCUUACAGGUUUUCAGUACUACUUAAAUAGGCACUUUCAUUUAAACAAAUUUUGCAUAGAUCACUACUACAAGAGGAGAUAAGAAACUUUGUAAUUUAUCUUAUUAGACAAAAUGCUUCUUUGCUUCUUUCUCCUAUUAUCAAAUUCCCCCUCCCCCUCCUGCUGUUCAAAUCUUCUCUAAAAUCAGCUCAGCUUUGUCCUGUAUGAGCAGUCUAUAAAGAGGGAGGAGGGAGCUCCGCCCACCAGCUCUACUGCAAAUUAGAGAUGAAGCCUGCAGAGCAGAAAUCUGAAGAAAAAUACUAUAUAAAUGUUACAUAAUGGCCAGAAAUAUUGCUGCUUCUCCUGUACACACAGUGCAGAGAUACAUUAUGAAAUUCUGACUGGCUGCAGCCAGUUUACUGCAUACUGUGUUGUAAGUACUUGCGGACUGCGUAUAGACUAUAAAUGUCCAAGCAGUCAGCAGUAGCUAUGCAGAGAUGUUCCUAACCAUCCUGUCAGAGUUUUCUGUGGCACAGGGAUUGUACUGCUGUAGGAGAGAAGACUUGGCUGUCAGCAACAGGCAGGGACAGUUUAUUACCACCUGUUUCUUACCAAUUGCUAUGUACUUAGCUCAACAGGAGCCAUAGGACUUCCUGUGUACACAGCUCAACAGGAGCCAUAGGACUUCCUGCUUCUUAUCUUGGCAAUGGCGAGAUCACUGGGUGCCAGAUAGCUUCAGUGAGCUGCUGGGUGUUAGCAGACUCAGAUCAGUGCUGUAUAGUGUUGCUCGCGAAUAUUCACAAUGCAAAUUUUAUUCGCAAAUAUCGCAUAUUCGUGAAUUUGCGAAUAUUCACGAAUAUAGCACUAUAUAUUCGCAAUUACAAAUAUUCAUUUUUUUUUCACAGUACACAUCACAGUGAUCAUCCCUCUCUGCUUCCAGCUUGUGUGGUGUAAAGAAGGCUCUAAUACUACUGUGUGAGUCUGGCAUACGAAUUUCCGCAUAUGCGAAAAUUAGCAUAUGCUAAUUUUCGCAUAUGCGAAUUUACGCUUAUGCUAAUUUUCGCAUACACGAAAAUAAAACGUGAAUAUUACGAAUAUGUGAAUUUAGCGAAUAUAUGACGAAUAUUUGUCCAUAUAUUCACGAAAUAUCGCAAAUUCGAAUAUGGCCUAUGCUGCUCAACACUAGUGCUGUAGAGAGUGAGGUUUUUCUUUUAUCAUUAGCCUCAUUUACAAGGGAAAUCAGCAAUAAAGAAAAAUGUAUUGUACUAUUAACCCCUUCACAACCCAUCCAAUUUUGGCCUUAAAGAGAACCUGACAGCUAUUCACCCGCACUAAACCCAAUAUACUGGGUUAUAGUGCGGGUGAAUAGCUGUAAAAGGAAGGGUCACUUAAAUUUUUAGCUGCGGUAUGUCUGAAGUUCUGCCGGUUACAACUGCCUUUUUAUGGUGCUGCAGGGUGCAUUGGAGGCGGGGUAUAUUGGGAAGUAGAGCACUCAUCCACCCCCUCCAGAGAUACAGCUCCAGAGAUCCUUCCAAGCAAUUUAUUAAAUAAAAUAGUAAAAUAUAGGCAUAAUGAUGUGUUUUAGAGCUCACCACCCUUCUUAAGAUUCUUAAGACUGAUGGGUAUCUUGCUUCAAUACACAGUAGAUCAGUGUUUUCCAACCAGUGAGCCUCCAGCUGUUGCAAAACUACUGCCAGCAUGCCCGGACAGCCGUUGCCUAACUCUUUCCUCCCUUCCCUGUGGACCUACUUACUCUUACAGCCUCCACCAAUGUACCCUGCAUCCCCUGAGAAUCUUUGCGGUACGUCCACCUUCCGGAUCAAGCACCCAUCUGAAGUGCCUGCAGCUACAGCCCCGGACGUGAGUUUGCCAAGGUUGGCAGGUAACAACAGCUGUCUGAAUCUAGCACUUCUCCUGUAAAGGUAAGUGGGUCUCCAUGGAAGGGAGGAAGGAGUUAGGACGUGAAAGACCAGGAGCUGCGAUACAGGGUGUGCUCUCCGGGUCCCCGGCUUCUCUCUCUUUCAAAUAUGGCACCUUCCGAGCAGAGUUUCUGUACUAUAUCCGGGGAGACAUCAUUCCUAUGCCCCAGGUGUAUUAGUCAUGGGACACCUUACACAGACAGAAAUCACCUGUACUAUUUAUGUACAUUGCAUGUGCUAUAGAUACCCCUAGUCGCAGUAAGCCUGCCUUCACCUCUGACGCUGCACAGUAUUCUUAUUAAAUCACCGCCCAUGUGACGGACUAACAGUCUGUCAGAUGGAAACCAAACCCCCCUAAUCUUGGGAACGGGGGGCCCAAUCAACAUAUCGUUAAAAGGCAUGUGAUCGGCCCUCCUAACCUAUCUACCCAUUCAAGAAAAAAACAACAAUAUUUUGGUUUUGACCACAGUUUGGACCAAGGCCCAUUUGUCAAAUCUGCCCUGUCCCUCUUUAUGUUGGGAUAACUCUGGGGCGAUUUAACUUAUCCAAUGAUUUUGAGAUAGUUUUUUAUAUGACACAUUGUUCUUAAUUUUGGUCGAUACAGUCAGCUUUUUUUGUGAAAAACUCUAAAAUUACGUAAUAAAUUAGAGAAAUUUGCAUAUUUUUUUUACCUCUACCCUUUCCACAGGGCAGCUGUAAUUUGAGAUGCAUUUUUAGCAGUUUUGCUGGGUGAAUGAUAAGUUUAGGGGGAUGCAAAGGAACUUGAUUAAAAGUGAAAGAAGCAUUUUCCAUCAUAUGAUAUAUUGCAAAGUUUUUCCUUGUACUAAGUUUAAUUUGAAAAAAAAAAAAAAAAAUAUAUAUAUAUAUAUAUAUAAAAAAUGAUUCCAGGGUCAAUAUUCACUUUUAGGUUAUGUUCACACCUUGGAACAUUUAAUUCCGCAUUGGAAUUCUGCACAGAGAUUCCGCUGCAGCAGAGUCCUGUUGAAUUAAACAGGAUUAUGCUGCGCUGUGCACACGGUGAAAUUUUCGGUGGCACGGCACGGAAAUUUCGAUUUCAGUGUCUGCAAAAAGAAUGAACCUGUUCAUUCUUUCUGCAGAGUCCACACGGAACGCAUAGCCAUCAAUUAGAUGGCGCAUUCCCAUGCGGCUCUAGCGCCGGCAUAUUGUGCCGCCACCCGCAGUCUGCAGAAUAUUCAUACAGAGAUUUUUCCUGUGGACAUCUCGGGGUAUGAACAUAGUUCAUAUUUUUUUAGGCCGCAAAUUUGUUUCAGCAGAUUUUGCUGCACAUUGUAUUCAAUGUAUUCAAAUUGUAUUUAAAGUAUGCAAGUGUGAACUGACCCUUAGGGUAGGGUCACAUGUGCUCUAUUUUGCUGUGUAUUUUCUGCAGCUGAUUUAUCUACCCAUUAACAAUGGGUAGGAAAAUACGCUGCAGCAAAAUAUGGCACGUGUGACUCUACCCUAAGGGUACGUUCACACAUGCGCGGAUUUUCGCAGCGUAUUUAGCUGCGGAUCCGCUGGUGAAGGCCCCACUCUAUGCUGGGUUUACAUGUGCCUGCUGGUAGCGGCAAUACGCAGCUAUGAGCAGACACACUGCAGCGAUGUGCCGGGCGUACUCGCACAUCGCGGCCCCCUUUCCCUGCUCUGAGCUAGGCAGAGAGCUCCCGCGAUGUGCGAGUACACUGCGACUCGCACAUCGCAGUGUGCCUACUGGUAGCGGCGUAUUGCCACUACGAGCUGGCACAUGUAAAGGCAGCAUAGAGCGGGCCUUCACCAGCGGAUCUGCAGUGUAAAAUACGCUGAAAAUCCGCGCGUGUGAACGUACCCUAAGGGCUCAUUCACACGGGCGGAUUACCUGUGGAAUUUCCGCACCGUAUCUGCUACAGAAAAUCUGCUGCAGAUUUUGCUACCAUUGACUUCGAUGGGUCAGCAGAAAAUCCGCAAUAGAAACAGAUUUGCAAAUUUUCCUUCAGAGUCAUUGAAGUCAAUGGUCGCAAAAUCUGUUGCGAAUUUUCCUCAGCAGAUACACUGUGGAAAUUCUGCAGGUAAUCAGCCCGUGUGAACAUACCUUAAUAGUAAUUUCAAUCCUGAAUCUCCCAAUGUGUACAGGGGAUACAUGUUAUAGGCUGGAAUACCCCUUUAACAGUUUGGGCAGAUGUUGAUGUUCCUACUCUCAAGGACACGUAAAAAUUAUAAGCUGUCCUGGCAACAAAUCAAACAAUGACAUUAGUGUGGUGUCCCAUCUACAGGCUGCCAUAUUAUAAAGCAAUAGGAGCAGAUAAUAUUGAUGUAAAGCCCUCUCUGGAAUAAGGGGGUCCUGUGCACAUUCUUAAAGAGCUAGCUGUUAAACAUUGAGACCGCCCUCAUGUAUUUAAAGUUUAAAAAAAUAUAUAUUUUAUUGUCAUAUUGAAUCAUUUCCAUCGAUAUAUACCUCUGCCUGCAGAUAGAACAACAUGUUCAGCACGACAGGUUUACUUUAAAUUCAAGAUAAGAUAGAUAUAGAGAUAUAUCCUUAAUGCAAAAAUGGCCUUGUGCACAGAAACGACACACAAAGACCGCUCCACGCGGCUGUGUCAUUUGUCUAGGUCACUGUAAGCCAUAGUGCUUUAAAGACGCUGCCUCUCUCUGGAAUAAUUUAGCUUCAAUUAUCGAGAACAUGUAUCAAGCUAAUAUUAUGCAGAACAAAUGAAGGCAAUUAUCCUGUUUUCUUGUUAAUAGAAUUACCGAUGGUUCAUCUGUAAAAUUCUCAGAAACCAUUAAUCUCUUCAGCACGUUUGGUCGCCCCCCUAUCUUUACCACUUCCUCUCCCCUUACCUCUUCUCACAAGCGUUUAACAGAUUACUCAAAGCAAUGAAAUCCCACGUCUAGACUGGUACGGCGAGGCAGCCGAGCCCACUCACCCCAUGCCUCCCUGGCAGAUUCAAGACCUUUCCAUAAAGUACAGGCUUUAACAGAACAUCUUAAAAGAGCUGAUAAUCCCUUUAGUUGACAAUAAGUGGUGACAAAUUUAAUCAAGGAAGUUAAAGGGGUACUCCGGCCCUGAGACAUCUUAUCCC
Messenger RNA from Hyla sarda, 10999 nucleotides. RefSeq names its product opioid related nociceptin receptor 1 (gene OPRL1). Gene Ontology annotation, molecular function: neuropeptide binding; nociceptin receptor activity. Gene Ontology annotation, biological process: sensory perception of pain; neuropeptide signaling pathway. Bases 283 to 1368 code for a protein of 361 amino acids. Gene Ontology annotation, cellular component: neuron projection; membrane. The transcript has 4 exons. Lineage: Eukaryota; Metazoa; Chordata; Amphibia; Anura; Hylidae. The record is from RefSeq and is a predicted model, not a curated record.